Messenger RNA from Contarinia nasturtii (swede midge), 3407 nucleotides. Its product is annotated as inverted formin-2-like. Gene Ontology annotation, molecular function: actin binding. The record is from RefSeq and is a predicted model, not a curated record. Lineage: Eukaryota; Metazoa; Arthropoda; Insecta; Diptera; Cecidomyiidae. The coding region runs from base 441 to 3407 and encodes 988 amino acids. Gene Ontology annotation, biological process: cellular component organization. The transcript is spliced from 15 exons.
CACCAAUCGUUCAGUUACUCGCGAACUGUUCACGUGAAACGGUCCUUUUUUUUGUCUUUUAAUUUCGUGUUUAGUGCGAUCGCGUUCUUCAUACGAAAAUUAUUUAUCUUUUUCACACGACUGCUAAAAUUAAUUUUGGGAUUAAUUUCAACGCAAUUAACGUGUGGAUUUUUCAUUUGGUGACGAUUGACACAGUAUUAAAAUAGCAGCUUCAUCAAAAAGACGGAUAUCUUUAGCACACUUUUGGUACCAAAAUUGAUGCAUACAAUCGACAAUAAAAAGCACCAAAAACGAAAUAAGGCUGUAUACACGCAAGCACGCCGGCGGUGAUGGAUGAGACGAUUAUUUGUGGAAAUGCGUAGUCGAACAAUUGAUUUACGACACAAAGGCCGAAGCAAAAAGAAGAAUAUCGAAAAACGCACGACAAUCUAAUCCAAACAAUGGAUCAUACACGCAUCGGUUUGGAAUACAUUGUGGAAAAUCGUGAAUAUGUCAUAAAAUUAGGAACCGCACUCGAUACCACCAAUGCAACCGUUAAAAAGCAAGUGUUUGAAUUGCUUUCGGCACUGUGUGCGUACAAUGCCGACGGUUACGCACGAGCCCUAGAAACAUUAGAUCAUUAUCAGAAUUUAAAAGGCGCACGAUAUCGCCUGAAAAUUGUGGUCAGCGAACUUGAAACGGCAAACAUUGAAUACCAAGUAGCUUUGUUAUCAUUUGUAAAUUGUCUUAUAAAUGCAACACAAGGCCUGCGAGAGCGAAUACGCCUUCGAAAUGAGUUCAUUGGUCUAAAAAUACUGCCGAUUCUGACGAACAUAAGACGAGUUUCGGGUAAUAAUGCAAAUGUUGCGGUUCAACUGGACGUAUUUGAUGAACAACGUGAAUGUGACGAGGCACAAAGCCUCCAGGGACCAAACGGCAUCAAUUUAAAUUCCCAUUUGGAUGUGUUCUACACAAUUUUAGGACAGGUCGCCGAUACACCACAGGAAAUUCCAUUUUUAAGCAUUUUACAACAUUUACUGCGAAUCGAUCCAAAGGAAGCGAUUAGUGAUAUUAUAUGGGAUUGCGCUGAAACACUUGUACAUCGAGCCACAUUAUUGGAGAAUCGUGAAGAUUCAACACGUUUGUUGCGAACGCCAAGCGUUCAAAAAUUCACCUGUUCGCAUUGUCGCACCGAUAUUUCUAGUCCGAAUCGUAAGCAAUCCAUUGCAACGCCAGUCACACCAACACAUCAAACAACACAACCGAUACCGCUCUCUCCAACAUCACCGACAACUAUAGAGCCCAUUAUUGAUUCAAGCUCAAAAGUACCCAAACCACCACCUCCACCACCACCAAUGGCUGGCAAUCUUCCUUCAGCUUCGAAUUCGUCAAAUCCAGCUCCGGCUCCACCACCACCAGCAUUGCCAAAGACACAUCGGCCAAAAACACCGGAAAUUGUUGAUCUAGGUAAAUUAUUGCCGCAACAAGAGACACCAGUACCAAAAACAAAAAUGAAAACCAUCAAUUGGAAUAAAAUCCCGUCGAAUAAAUUGAUGGGAAAAACAAAUAUUUGGACAUUAGUGGCAAAUUCGCAUCAGAACAGUCCAAUGGCAGAGUUAGAUUGGAACGAAAUGGAGGGACUGUUUUGUCAGCAAGCAACUAAUUCGCAACAAAAUAGCCCAAAAAUGGGUGCACGAUUGGAUACGUCAUCAACAUCAGCCGAAUGCUCAAAUGGAAGCGAACGAAAGUCAAGAAAAGAAAACUCAGAGAUUACACUUUUGGACGGAAAGAGAAGUUUAAACAUCAACAUCUUUUUGAAACAAUUUAGAACAACAAAUGAAGAGAUAAUCCAGCUGAUAAAAGAUGGUGAACAUGACGAUAUUGGUGCGGAAAAAUUGCGUGGAUUAUUAAAGAUUCUACCAGAAAUUGAUGAAUUGGAUAUGUUGAAAGCAUUCGAUGGUGAUAAAUUACGACUGGGAAAUGCGGAAAAAUUCUUGAUGCAAUUAUCACAAGUUCCAAAUUACAAACUUCGCGUCGAAGGCAUGUUAUUAAAGGAAGAAUUUGCGGCGAAUUUGAGUUAUUUGGAGCCAAGUAUAAAUGCAAUAAUCUUUGCUGGCGAUGAUCUAAUGAAUAACGUUCAACUCAGAGAAGUUUUGUAUAUGGUUGUCGUUGCUGGUAACUUCCUGAAUGCAGGUGGUUAUGCGGCACACGCGGCUGGAGUUAAAUUGGCAUCACUUCAAAAACUCACCGACAUUCGUGCCAACAAGCCGGGCAUGAAUUUGAUACAUUUUGUUGCACUGCAAGCCGAAAAGAAGAAUCCAAGUCUAUUGACAUUUCCUGAAAAUUUAACCGCAUUGGACAAUGCAUCGAAAACAACGUCUGAGCAAAUCACAAAUGAAAUUAAUGCGCUCGAGGCACGAAUUACAAAAAUUAAGCGUCAAAUCGAUUUACCAACGACCGAACCCGAUUUGAAAUUUCAAAUGUCCGACUUUCUUCAAGCGGCCGAGAAUAAAGUGCAAAUGCUACAGCGUGGCAUGAAAGAGGUUGAAGCGCUUCGAUUACAAUUGUCCGAGUUUUUCUGCGAAGAUCCAAAUACAUUCAGAUUGGAAGAAUGCUUUAAAAUAUUUCAAACAUUUUGCGAGAAAUUCAAACAAGCCGUUAACGAGAAUGAACGUCGUCGCUUGCAGGAGGAACAAGCAACCAUUCGACGAAAAUUGCGCGAAGAGCAAUUGGCAAAACGUGCACGACAAAGCCAAGCUGGCACACCCGUAUCAGAUUCCGACAAUAGUUUAAUGUUUGACUCAUCACAAUUGGAUAUUAGAGCCAGUCCGGCGAUGAGACGGAGAAUGGGCUCUUUUAAUAGCGGCGGAGAGUAUCGCGAUGAUGGUUUCUCACCAGACAUCACACCAACCGGCAGCUUACGACGUCGUCGAAGUCGAGUUCUUAGCGAAGAGGAUGAUAAUAAUCUCAUGGAUUUCUUGAGAUCAUCGGCCAAUGAGAAUAAUUUCCGCGAACGUAAAACGUCGUCGUACGGCAGUUUGGAUCGUUCAUGGGCGCGCCGGGCACGCUUAGGUAGCAAUAGCAAAAAACGACCCGAUUUACUUAAUAUCGAUUUCAGUUUGGAACGUGAACGACCUGUUUCACCGGCCAAUAUGGAUGCAGCCAAUCGGAUUGCACACGAAGACGCAAGGCCAAGGUAUAAGUUUGUACAAACUCAUUUUGACAAUAGCAAAAUGUUUGAAUCAGAAAACACCGUUCAUUGGACAGCCGGCGCAUACACCAAGAAAUUGAUUGGUCACAAACUGUAUGAAAAUUCAAUUGAUCAAACAUCAUUAACCGAAUUGUUGAAAAUAUGCCGUGAUGAUGAAUACGUUAUUUCCAAAUGUUAUCAGCUGAAUCAAGAAAAUAUUUUCGCAAUGCAAUUCUAA